Messenger RNA from Drosophila simulans, 1733 nucleotides. It is a transcript of the gene SPH93, whose product is annotated as phenoloxidase-activating factor 2. Gene Ontology annotation, molecular function: serine-type endopeptidase activity. Gene Ontology annotation, biological process: proteolysis. Bases 34 to 1668 code for a protein of 544 amino acids. The record is from RefSeq and is a predicted model, not a curated record. The transcript is spliced from 2 exons. Lineage: Eukaryota; Metazoa; Arthropoda; Insecta; Diptera; Drosophilidae.
GGCCGGCCGUUCACUCAGUUUUCCAAAGCAAACAUGAAGCAUUGUUGGGCAAUCGGAACUCUACUCUUAGCAAGUGUCCUUAUGGGCAAUGCCUGUCGACAUACUUGCGUUUCUCGGAAUCUUUGUUUGUAUGAGGAGCCAUCAUUUGAUUACCGCCACGGUCUUUGUGGCAAUAACAAAAUUUGCUGUGCAGUUCUCCGAAAGCCUGUAGGUGAGAUUUCAAUUAAACCAAAUGGCCCCGAAGAUAAAAAGGUUGGAGUAAACGGAAUAAAUGUACAACCAUCGCCUACUCGCGGACCCACAAGAGAUCGCAACGAAUUCGAUUUGCUUGAUUGGAAUUCAAUACAAAACGGUGGGAAUCCAACAACCAUCGUUGGGCAACCAACAAACAACGGAGGGAACCCAACAAGCAACGGAGGGAAUCCAACAAACAACGGAGGGAAUCCAACGUCUUUCUGGGGGCGCCCAACAAACAACCUUGGGAAUCCAACAACCAACGGAGGGAACCCAAAGAUCAACGGAGGGAACCCAACAAGCAACGAAGGGAAUCCAACAAACAACGGAGGGAAUCCAACGUCUUUCGGGGGGCGCCCAACAAACAACUUUGGGUAUCCAACAACCAACGGAGGGAACCCAACAAGCAACGGAAGGAAUCCAACAAGGAACGAAGGGAAUCCAACAACCAACGGAGGGAACCCAACAAGCAACGGAGGGAAUCCAACAAGGAACGAAGGGAACCCAACAAACAACGGAGGGAAUCCAACGUCUUUCGGGGGGCGUCCAACAAACAACCUUGGGUAUCCAACCAACAACGGUAGGCACCCAACAAACAAUGUUGGAAGCUUAGAUCCUUUUUCACCAGGUUGCGGCAUGAGCAACGCAAAUGGAUUGCAAAUGAUAGAAGGAAUCACCACGGAUCAAGCACGACCAGCUCAGUAUCCCUGGGUUGUUGCACUUGUCCACAAUGGAAUGUACUUGGGUAGCGGAUCCCUGAUUCAACCAAAUGUCGUUCUAACAGCAGCUCACCGGUUAAGUUCAGUCGAAAGCGGUCUUGCGGUCAGGGCCGGCGAUUGGGAUUUGGCAUCCGAUCAGGAGACAUUUUCAUCUGAGCUGCGCGAAGUGACAAGGGUGGUAAUCCAUGAUGGAUUUAACUUCACAUUGGGUGCCAACAACUUGGCGCUACUUUUCCUCAAUUCGCCCUUCAAACUGAGUGACCACAUUAGAACUAUCUGUUUGCCUACACAAAAUAAGUCGUUCGAAGGACGUCGUUGCACGGUGGCCGGUUGGGGCAAAAUGAGAUUUGAGGAUCAAAGAUACUCCGCCGUUCUGAAAAAAGUUGAGUUGCCCGUGGUAAGCCGGACUGUAUGCGAGAAUCUCUUGAGGUCGACCAGGAUGGGCGUAGACUAUCAGCUGCCCGAGAACAUCAUUUGUGCCGGAGGCGAGAUGGGACGCGAUGCCUGCACCGGGGAUGGCGGAUCGGCCCUGUUUUGUUCAAUCGGAGGGGAGAACUCUGGUGUCUACGAGCAGGCUGGAAUAGUAAGCUGGGGCAUUGGGUGCGGCCAGCAGAGCAUUCCGGCCACAUAUACGGAGGUGUCGAAGUUCACAAAUUGGAUUGCCGAGAAGGUACUGCCGUUUGAUUACAGGCGUAGGCCAGUCAUAGAAUACUAAAUGAUUCAAUAAAUGAUAAAAGCGCUUUAAAGUUUACUCUAAAGCAAACAAAUUGUAUUUUGUAA